This is a messenger RNA of Bactrocera neohumeralis, 567 nucleotides long. RefSeq names its product CCAAT/enhancer-binding protein gamma (gene Irbp18). The transcript is spliced from 2 exons. NCBI's taxonomy places the organism in Eukaryota, Metazoa, Arthropoda, Insecta, Diptera, Tephritidae. The coding region runs from base 1 to 342 and encodes 113 amino acids. Gene Ontology annotation, biological process: DNA-templated transcription; regulation of transcription by RNA polymerase II. The record is from RefSeq and is a predicted model, not a curated record. Gene Ontology annotation, molecular function: RNA polymerase II cis-regulatory region sequence-specific DNA binding; DNA-binding transcription factor activity, RNA polymerase II-specific.
AUGCCAGCGAGGAAGAAGACUAGUGGUGGCGGUGGAAACACAUCAGACGCAUCCAAACAUGAUGAUGAUGCAUACCGAGAAAAAAGACAAAGAAACAACGAUGCAGUGAAGAAAACACGACAAAAGUCUAAAGAGACUGCAACAGAACGUAAGCGCAAUGUAGAGCGACUCAAAAAUGAUAAUAUUAAGUUGGAAGCCUCUAUUAAAGAGGUAAAGGAACAUGUAGAAACACUUAAAAGUUUGCUAUUGGGCAAUGUAAAGAAAGAGGAACACGAAACAUUUCUGCAAAAAAUACUUAAUGAACCUACAGACGAUGAGGAUGACAGUAUGGAUGGCACAUGACUUAAUAAAAUUACCAUAAAAACGGCACGAAAGAGAUUAAAUGCUAAUUGUUCGUAUGCUCGGCAAGAUAGUUAUUUUCACAUGCAUCCUAAUGUGAUUGGAGUGCAAAUUAAAGCCACUUUCAUGAGUUAUCAGUUGGCAAUAAAUUUAUCUAACACUUUUCUAGAUAUAUACAAAAUAUGUAAAAUAUAUAUGUAUGACUAUAUGACUAUAAAUUCAUUAAAA